Messenger RNA from Pyricularia oryzae 70-15, 1260 nucleotides. RefSeq lists its product as uncharacterized. The record is from RefSeq and is a predicted model, not a curated record. NCBI's taxonomy places the organism in Eukaryota, Fungi, Ascomycota, Sordariomycetes, Magnaporthales, Pyriculariaceae. Bases 499 to 939 code for a protein of 146 amino acids. The transcript has 3 exons.
GGUGCGUACAACGUAUGUAACCAGGAGUACUUUGAAAUUGGUCUCUGCCCAUAUUCUACCGGUAGACCUCGGUCCUUUGCAGCAAGCACGGGAUUCAGCUGCAUGAAGUGGAGAACAGAUCCCAAUCGAACGCAACGGCGUCGGGACCUCUAGAGCAUCCCGACUCUGGGCAGGGCCAGGGUUGCCCUGGCUCGUGGUUAAAUAGAUUGAUUGGGGGGGUAUAUUUUACUUUUUUUUAGUUGUCGGGAGUUCCACUCGCAAUUACAUUUCUUCCACUCAUAGCUACCAUCCUCCCGAGUUUAACUACCUGAAGACAACCUAGCCCCUACUGCUUUACGUGCUUUGCAGCACAUCUUCGCGUCCAGAUCCUCACGCUUGCUAGCUCUAGAACUAGUAUCGCAUUCUUCAGUGGCACUACCACACAGCAGAGCGCAAAAGAAAUCCGCAUCAGCGUCGCUUGCUUUGAGAGAACAAACAACCGCACAACAACACGGAAACAUGAAGUCAUUCGUGCUCGUCGCAGCCCUCAGUGGCCUCGCCGUGGCCCAAUUUGGUGGUCUGCCUACCUGCGCUACAACCUGCGCGACAAAACUCCUAGGCGCCACCGGCUGCAACAACGACGCCAAGUGCAUCUGCUCGAGCGGCACCUUCAUCCAGGACGUGUCGUGCUGCAUCGGCGCUCCGGACGGCUGCGGCCCCGAUGACCAAAAGAAGGCCAUCGACUUUGCCGGCCAGCUCUGCGCCGCCAACGGCGUCACUGUGCCCAACGUCGUUUCGUGCCCUUCCCUGGGCAUAGGCCCCAGCAACACCACUGCUCCCCCAGCCGCCACCAGCUCCCCCGCCGCCAACCCCGGCGCCGCAAAGGGAGCCGCCUCCGUGCACGCUGCUGCCCCAGUCGGCCUGCUCGGGAGCUUGGUUGCUGCCGUUGUCUUGCUGUAGAAAACAAAAAUCAUCUUCACUUCUUUUCUGGGGCCUCGAAAAUGUAGGGUUUUCGGCCGGAGGUUUGUUGGAAUGUAUUUAAGCAUUACAAAGGGUGGUCGGGAUAAUUGAUAUUUAAUCUCUUGAAUGAACGGGUGGGACCUCGGCGAGAAACCUGUCCCUGCUGCUUCCUUAACCUUAAUAAUAUGGUGCCGGUCAGCUGGUCCCUGAAAUUCGAAGAAAACAUCUUGCGGAUUGUGUAAAUUAAACUGCUUAAAGCUUGCGACCGAAGGCUAAUCAGUACCGUUCCAAUUACUGUUGUAUUGCUGCAGCCAAGGGCAG